Molecule: messenger RNA, 1742 nt
Organism: Hypanus sabinus (Atlantic stingray)
Lineage: Eukaryota; Metazoa; Chordata; Chondrichthyes; Myliobatiformes; Dasyatidae
Product: zinc finger protein 664-like
Exons: 4
Coding region: 836-1303 (155 amino acids)
Biological process (GO): regulation of transcription by RNA polymerase II
Molecular function (GO): DNA-binding transcription factor activity, RNA polymerase II-specific; RNA polymerase II cis-regulatory region sequence-specific DNA binding
Source: RefSeq, a predicted model, not a curated record
GGAUAACUCCGCAUGCGCGCAGUACACAAAAUGUCGAGAGGACCGGCAGAGUUUCAAAAUAACAAAAAAGGAAAAGGGUCUGAAGCAAAAGUUUGGGCACCUUGCAUGUUAGACCUGCGGUGAGAGAUUUAUUGGAAGAAAAACCCCAACUGGAAGGAAACCACGACUGUAGACGAGGGAACAGCAACAAAGUGAACCUGCCCGAGGAUUGAGAGCAUCAACUGGAGAGAACCCAUCUGACUCGGAGAUUCCAGUGAGUCAGGCAGGAGAAAGUUUGGUUAAAAAUGACAAGGAAUUUGUCUACGGGAAUCUCAAACAGAUCACGUCAGGUUUGCUGUCUGUAUCCAGAUAUUUAAGACGAGGAGCAAGGGAUUCAUUCAACCUUCCUUCCUGCUCAGACUGUGUGGAGGGAUUCAUUUGCUCAUCUGGCCGAUGGCACACCCGUUAUUUUACACAAGAGAGAGUCCGUUCAUAUUCUCAGACUGUGGGAAGGGAUUCACUCGGUCAUCUCAACUGAAGGAACAUCAGCGGGUUCACACUGGGCAAGGCCAUUCAUCUGUUCUGUGGGUGAGAAGGGAUUCAGUCACUCUUCCCAGCUGUUCACACUGGGCAGAGGCUGGUCAACUGCUGAAUUUGUGGGGAAGGAUUCACUCGGUCAUCUGAUCUAAUGGCUCAUCAGCGAGUUCGCACUGGGGAGAGGCCAUUCACCUGCUCGGACUGUGGGAAGGGAUUCAAAUACUCAUCUAAACUGAAGGAACACCAGUGAGUUCACACUGGUUAGAAGCCGUUCACCUGCUCAGUCUGCGGGAAGAGAUUCACUCGUUCAUCCACCCUAAUGGCACACCGGCGAGUUCACACCGGGGAGCGGCCGUUCAUCUGCUCAGACUGUGGGAAGGGAUUCACUUGCUCAUCUAAACUGAAGGAACAUCAGCGAGUUCACACUGGAGAGAAGCUGUUCAGCUGCUCGGACAGUGGGAAGGGAUUCACUUGGUCAUCGGACCUACUGGUACACCAGCGAGUUCACACUGGAGAGAGGCCGUUCACCUGCUCAGACUGCGGGAAGGGAUUCACUUGCUCAUCCCAACUGAAGGUACAUCAGAGAGUUCACACUGGGGAGAGGCCGUUCACCUGCUCAGAGUGUGGGAAGAGAUUCACUCGGUCAUCUGAACUACUGGUACACCAGUCAGUUCACACUGGAGAGAGGCCGUUCACCUGCUCAGACUGCGGGAGGAGAUUCACUCGGUCAUCCCACCUACUAAGUCAUCAGCGAGUUCACACGGGAGAGACUGUUCACCUGCUGUGAAUGUGGGAAAGAAUUCAUAUGGUCAUCUUGACUACAGAGACACCAGCAAGUUCACACCAGUGGUAGAGGCUGUUCACCUGCUCAGACACUGGGAGGAGUUUCUCUCAGCCUUCUCAAUCAAAUGUGCAUGAUUGAGUUCAGGCUGGGUACAGGCCGUUCACCUGCUGUGAAUGUGGGAAGGGAUUCACUCAGUAACCUAACCUUGUGACACACUACUGGGUUCACACUGGGGAGAAAGUUUCAGUAAGCUUCAUGCUGGAGAUUUGUCCGUCACCAUUGCUGAAUGCAAUUUCAAGAGUGACUAUCGGUGCUGAACUCUGCAAUUAUUGCUGCUGCUCACCACAUCCAGUUCUUCACACUGGUCACUGGGUGACUGGGAGGAGUUUCUUCUGGAUAUUCACCUUUAAUGGGACUAGAGUUUACAUUCUGGAUCUGGGAA